Messenger RNA from Portunus trituberculatus (swimming crab), 1177 nucleotides. RefSeq names its product keratin-associated protein 5-9-like. NCBI's taxonomy places the organism in Eukaryota, Metazoa, Arthropoda, Malacostraca, Decapoda, Portunidae. The transcript has 6 exons. The coding region runs from base 104 to 934 and encodes 276 amino acids. The record is from RefSeq and is a predicted model, not a curated record.
CUGGUGCUUGCGUUUCACACAGUUGUUUGAGCACUCACUGUAUCGAGUGAAGUAAGCUGUCAAGUUUGCUGUUUCUUUUGGCAACAACUUCAGACUCGUCAGGAUGGUCUCCACACUAGUACUGGUGCUGCUCAUGACCCUGGCAGGUUGUCACUCUGCGGAUCACCAUCAUUUCAAUGUUCAUCACAGAAAGCCUGACAAUGUUUGUCCUCCCGUCGGGAACUCAGAAUGUCGUGAAGAGAAAGGAAGAACAUGUGUCUCUAGAUACGAAAGCUGUGACGUUCCCCUUAGCGAAUAUGACUGUGGCAAAUUCGAUGCCGAUUGUCAAUGCUGUGCCAUUUGUGACAGGCCUGACGAAUGCGCCGGCACCUUAAGAGAGGGUUGUGAUGACGAUGAAUUCACAAAGAGUGAACACGGAGCCUUCUGCAAAUGCUGUCAUGACUGUGAUUCUGGUACCUGCGAUGGCCGGUGUGAGGGCGACAGUAGUAGCUGCACAACGGCCGAGUAUGAUGGUGGGGCCUGUGAUGAUACUGGAGGCAGCUGCACCUGCUGUAAAUCUUGCAGCUCUGGUAGUUGCGAUGGACAUUGUGAGAGUGACAGUACUGGCUGCAAAGCAGGCGAGUAUGAUGGUGGACCCUGUGAUGAUACUGGAGGCAGCUGCACCUGCUGUAAAUCUUGUACCUCUGCUAGUUGCGGUGGACGCUGUGAGAGCGACAGCUGUGGCUGCAGAGGAGACGAGUUUGAUGGUGGGGCUUGUGAUGAUACUGGAGGCAGCUGCACCUGCUGUAUUCCUUGUACGUCUGGUACUUGUAAUGGGCGGUGUGAGAGCCCCUGUGUUGGCUGCGGACCGGACGAAUAUGAUAGUGGACCCUGUGAUGAUACUAAUGGCAACUGCAUCUGCUGCGUGGCUUCUUGUACUGCUGGUACUUGCUGAGGCGGUUCGUCAACAACGGUGGCCUCUACUACACCUUAGGCGAGUACGCCUCUGGAACUUGUCUUAGUCCUGCAGAUACGUGUGUUUGCUGUGACAUUUUAGUUUGAUAAAUGUAAAAGUUAAAAUAUAUCUUUCCAGAAUGUGGAGACAUGUAACCAAGUCUAUAUUAAAAAGUACACUUUAAUAAGUUGUUAAAUUCAUGUAUAUCAAUGUAAUGUACACGCAAAAUAAAAAAACCGGUUC